This is a messenger RNA of Mesitornis unicolor (brown roatelo), 1632 nucleotides long. It is a transcript of the gene DENND6A, whose product is annotated as DENN/MADD domain containing 6A. Gene Ontology annotation, cellular component: recycling endosome. The coding region runs from base 1 to 1632 and encodes 543 amino acids. The transcript is spliced from 20 exons. Gene Ontology annotation, molecular function: guanyl-nucleotide exchange factor activity. Lineage: Eukaryota; Metazoa; Chordata; Aves; Mesitornithiformes; Mesitornithidae. The record is from RefSeq and is a predicted model, not a curated record.
AUGGCCUGGAGACAGACAGCCCGCUUAGUAAGAGACCCGCCAGUAUUAUAUCCUCCACAUUCAAAACUCACAGAUAAAGAGAAAACCAAUAUUUGCUAUUUGUCUUUUCCAGAUUCUAAUUCAGGUUGUCUUGGGGACACACAGUUUUGUUUUAGAUUUCGACGGUCUCCUGGAAGGAAAGUCUCCCUGUGUUGUUUUCUGGACCAAUUGGAUAGAGAUCUACCAGUUUACUUAAAGAAAGAUCCAGCAUAUUACUAUGGCUAUGUGUAUUUCAGACAAGUUCGAGACAAGUCGUUAAAAAGAGGUUACUUCCAGAAGUCACUCGUCCUCAUCAGCAAACUACCUUAUGUCCAUCUCUUCCGCACCAUGCUUAAGCAAAUAGCGCCAGAGUAUUUUGAAAAAAGUGAAGCUUUCCUGGAAGCAGUUUGUAGUGAUGUUGAUCGUUGGCCACCACCAAUUCCAGGAAAAAUACUGCAUUUGCCUAUUAUGGGCAUUAUAAUGAAGUUGCGGAUUCCAACAUAUCGUGACAAGUCUGGAACAACGCCAAUAGUACAGAAUAUGCACCAGGCAGAUGCUCAGAUCUCUGUGGCUUUACCAACUGUUCAUGAAGUAGAUCUUUUCAGGUGUUUCUGUCCAGUGUUCUUUCACAUUCAGAUGCUUUGGGAACUGGUACUGCUAGGAGAACCGCUCGUUGUGAUGGCACCAUCGCCAUCAGAAUCUUCAGAAACCGUGCUGGCACUUGUUAGUUGCAUUUUACCGUUAAAGUACUGCAGUGAUUUCAGGCCAUACUUUACCAUCCAUGACAGUGAAUUCAAGGAGUAUACGACUCGCACACAAGCCCCACCAUCUGUCAUUCUAGGGGUGACGAAUCCUUUUUUUGCUAAAACACUUCAGCACUGGCCUCACAUCAUUCGAAUUGGAGAUAUUAAACUUCCAGGUGAAGUUCCAAAGCAGGUGAAAGUGAAAAAACUGAAGAACCUAAAAACUUUGGACUCCAAACCUGGUGUUUAUACCUCUUACAAGCCAUACUUGAACAGAGAUGAAGAAAUCGUUAAGCAGUUACAAAAGGGUGUACAACAAAAACGUCCUACAGAAGCACAGAGCGUGAUUCUUCGGAGGUAUUUUUUGGAAUUGACGGAAAGUUUCAUUAUUCCAUUAGAACGUUACGUGGCAAGCCUAAUGCCUUUGCAGAAAUGCAUAUCACCAUGGAAGAGUCCACCACAGCUGAGGCAGUUUAGCCAAGACGACUUCUUGAAGACACUGGAAAAAGCAGGACCGCAGCUCACAUCAGGCUUAAAAGGAGACUGGAUAGGACUUUACAGGCAUUUUUUGAAAUCGCCCAACUUCAAUGGUUGGUUUAGGAGUCGGCAGAAAGAAAUGACACAGAAGUUGGAAGCCCUUCAUUUAGAAGCACUCUGUAAUGAGAACUUGGUUUUCUGGAGUCAGAAGCAUACUGAAGUAGAAACAGUGGAUCUUGUCUUAAAGUUGAAGAAUAAACUGUUGCAGGCUGACAGAGAACAGCUUCCUGUGAAAACUGACACACUGAAAAAGCUGCAAACGCACAUCAAUGAUAUCAUACUAACGCUUCCAGAUGACUUACAGGACAUCUUGCUCAAAACUGGCACAACGUGA